AUGGCAGAGGCCGGGUCCCUGCCCACAGGCUUCGGGGAGCUGGAGGUGCUGGCUGUGAGGGUGGUGCUGCUGGUGGAAGCUCUCGCCGGCCUCAGCCUCAAUAGCCUGACCGUCCUCUCCUUCUGCACGAGCCCGGAGCUCCGGACUCCGAGCCACCUGCUGGUGCUGAGCCUGGCCCUGGCGGACAGUGGGGUCAGCCUGAACGCUCUCACCGGAGCCACAGCCAGCCUCCUCCGGCGCUGGCCCUGCGGCUCAGGUGGCUGCCAGGCUCACGGCUUCCAGGGCUUCACAGCCGCGCUGGCCAGCAUCUGCAGCAGCGCGGCCAUCGCCUGGGGGCGUUACCAUCACUACUGUACCCGCAGCCGAUUGGCAUGGAGCACGGCCGGCUCCUUGGUGCUCUUCGUGUGGCUGUCUUCGUCCUUCUGGGCAGCGCUGCCCUUCCUGGGCUGGGGCCACUAUGACUACGAGCCCCUGGGGACCUGCUGCAGCCUGGGCUACCCCAGGGGGGACAGAAACUCCACCAGCUUCCUCUUCGUCAUGGCCUUUUUCAACUUCCUCCUGCCCCUCUUUAUCACACGCACAUCCUACCGGCUCAUGGAACAAAAACUCAGGAGGACCGGGCCCCCCCAGGUGAACACCACUCUGCCAGCCAGAACACUGCUGCUCGGCUGGGGCCCCUAUGCCCUCCUGCACCUCUGCGCAGCCCUCAUGGGCACGGCCCUCAUCCCCCCCGGGCUGCAGGUGGUGCCCGCUCUCAUUGCCAAAAUGGUGCCCACAGUCAACGCUGUGAACUACGCCCUGGGCAGUGGAAUCUGGCAGCGCCUGUCCCUGCAGCGAAGUGGGUGGGACUCGGCCCAGCGAGCUGCUCGGGUGCUGCACUGA
This is a messenger RNA of Pipistrellus nathusii (Nathusius's pipistrelle), 882 nucleotides long. The record is from the annotation of a GenBank genome assembly. NCBI's taxonomy places the organism in Eukaryota, Metazoa, Chordata, Mammalia, Chiroptera, Vespertilionidae.